Messenger RNA from Haliotis rubra (blacklip abalone), 785 nucleotides. RefSeq lists its product as uncharacterized. The record is from RefSeq and is a predicted model, not a curated record. NCBI's taxonomy places the organism in Eukaryota, Metazoa, Mollusca, Gastropoda, Lepetellida, Haliotidae. The transcript is spliced from 2 exons. The coding region runs from base 99 to 785 and encodes 228 amino acids.
CAGGACGUGGUGAUUAGCGAGAGAACUUUUCGCAAGUUAUGGAGUUUGGACAAGGGGAGAACUAUUCUGCGAGUUAUGGAGUUUGAGACAUUGUGGGCAUGUUGAAGAAGGUGUUGGCUGUGCUGCUCCUGUGCUUCGGGCUGCACUGGUCCGAUGAGGCCAGGACUUCUGAACUUAAAACUACGGCUCAUCCCAGCACUGAGGGACCUCUGGAAGAAACAAGUGAUGUUGGGGUGUCGGACAGUUGGGAGGAAGGUGAACACAAUUUCACCACUGUUGGCACGGAUACAACUCUGUUAGAUGACUUACAAAGUAAUGCUACAAAUGGUUCUGAGACAAACAGUACCAUCACCAACGACGAGGAUGUGGACUACUUUGGUGAAGAGGAGGCCGCCCUAGUGGUUGCAGGGGCUGAGGAUAAGCAGAACACCUCGGGGAAUGGCAAUUCCACAGAUUAUGAUUUGUACGGCAAUUCUACAGAUUAUGAUCUCUAUGGCAACAUGACAUAUGAUUACGAAGAUAAUGACACAGACUUACACAGUAAUGAAACUAUAGCUGUUUUUGUCAAGAAGAAGUUUCAUAGAGAAGUUCCCCUUGAGGCUGUUGCCUUCCUCGGAGCAGUAGGGCCGUUCCUCGUGCUCCUCGUCAUCUUCUUCCUCUACCUUAACAAGUCGCUUUGCUUCUCCGAGUGUGGCGGAUUUCCAUGCAUUGACAAAUUACCAAAGAAAGAAAAGACUUUCAACAAGCUGGUGAGUACGUCUUUCCGACUUCAUAUCGUCGUGUGA